UAGUUUAAUCCUUUGAGGGUCCUUUCUCAAGAACAUACGUAUUUGAGCAUGGUGGUAUAUUUCGUUGUUUUGCUUCUUCGGAAGGCUAGAAACUGUUUGAUAUCCCACUGCUCUUCGUGGAGCAUAUUUAUACACGAAUGUCUGCUCAGCUCUGACUCAUGAUCGCACGCAUUCAGUUCAUUUAAAUGCUGUGACAGUCUCCCGUUACCAUUUACCAUUUACUAUUUACCAUUUGCACUUUGCCGUAGUUUAUGUGAUUUCCCACUGCUGAGUGCAGAAUGUGGAAUAACUCUUGGUGGCCACUGAAUGCGAUGGCCUGAGGUCACAGACGCAGUCCCGAUUCGGCGUAUAAAUAGUGGUGUGGAAUGUGUUGAACGGCAUCAGACAAGUUCAAGUUUUCGAUCCGAAAGCACCAGAUCAAUAAUCAAAAUGUUCAAAUCCGCUGUUGUGUUCCUGGCUAUCGUUGCCUGCGCAUCUGCCAAGCCUGGACUCCUGGGUGCUCCAUUGGCCUACACUGCUCCCCUGGCUUACACUGCUCCUGCUGCCGUGGUAGCUGCUCCCGCUCCAGUUGUGACCGCCACCAGUAGCCAGGUUUUCGCCAGGAACUACAAUGGAAUCGCCGCCGCUCCUGUGAUUGCUCCCGUGGCUGCUCCCGUGGUGGCCAAGUACGCGGCUGCUCCUCUGGCUGCUCCCUUGGCCUACUCCUCGCCUUUGGCCUACUCCGCACCUCUGAGCUACGCCGCUGCUCCUGCACCAGUUCUCAUCUAAAUUACUAAACUGUGAUCAUCUAACACGAUAAAUAUAAUAAAAAUGAACUGUUAAAUCGAUAUUUACGACCACAGAAAA
Messenger RNA from Drosophila yakuba, 846 nucleotides. Its product is annotated as cuticle protein 38. Lineage: Eukaryota; Metazoa; Arthropoda; Insecta; Diptera; Drosophilidae. The record is from RefSeq and is a predicted model, not a curated record. The transcript is spliced from 2 exons. Bases 307 to 768 code for a protein of 153 amino acids.